AUGCCCGCGCGUGUCAUCACAUGUGGUAUCUGCUUCAACGUGCUCGAUCACCCGCUGACGUUCGACUGCCACCACUCCUUCUGCACCGGUUGCGUCCGCAGACUACUUUCCGAGAAUGCGAACAACGGCUUUCAGUGCCCGUUAUGUGCCACUUCCUACACCGAGGUACACUCGCACAAUCUCGCGCAGUACGCUGACCACGAGGCGGAGGUGUAUGUCGAGGUACUGGCGCUCGGCACAUCCAAUUCGCCGAAGUGCCAGUGGUGCGAGACGACGUCUGCUAAAGUGCAGUGUGGUGAGUGCAUGUGCGUGUACUGUGAGGACUGCUGCAUUGCUGUGCACAAGAACAGCGCCAAGCGUGAUCAUGCCAUUGGCAAACUUAGCGAGUCGAGUCGUAACUUCAUCCCACGAUGCCCGCUGCGUGGACAUGAGGAGUACCGAGCGGAGUUUUUUUGCUCUCAGUGCCGGCAGGUGUGCUGCGCCUACUGCCUGCAGGUUGGGCCGCAUCGCGACCACCUCCACAUGACAGUGGCGGUGGCCGCUGCAGAGGCGCGACAGCAGCUGUCGCGUGACAUGGAAUCUCUCCUCGAGGUCAAGCACCGAUUAGAGCAACAGGCGGCGGAGAUGAAUCGCGUCUCGGUGCUCUACUCCGACACGUACGACGCGGUCGAGAACAUAGUGACAGAGCGCUUCGAGGCGUUCAAGCAGCAGCUCAUGCAGCGCGAGUUGGAGGUGCGGCGCACCCUGACAAACCUUCGCGAUAGCGGUGAUGCUGCGUUGACGACGUCGCGGCGGCAGUACCUCGACAAGCUGAACAGCGUCAACGAGACUCUCCUGCAGUUUCGAACGAUUCAUAACGGCGGCACAGACGACGAGGUGCUGAAGCGUCACUCGCAGUUUGGCAAGUGUCUCAACACGGAUCUGCCCGCCGUGACGGGGAGCGGCUUCAAGGUGGUCAGCCUGGGCGAGAUGACGUUGACCAGCCUCGACAUUGGCUUAGAUUUGCAAACGAUAGAACACAACCAACCCAUCUUCCCUAGACUGAACCGAUCUGUCAGGCAUAGCACGGCGAGCAACUUGUCCAUGAACGGCGGCUCUGUCUCCCCCUUCGCCGGAAAUACCCUAUCGACGCCGCUGCGACUCACCUUCCCCGUCGACGACGAUGUGGAGGCGACCGUUCUGGCCGAAGGAGUGCGACUGCGGUGCGUCGCCAGCGGCGGCAGGGAUACGCAGAUUGGCGUGCGCAGCAAAGAGAUGUUCCAAACACUCCUUGGCCAGUUCCCAGAGGACCGUAGUGUGGUGUCGUGGCAGGUGCGCCUCGACUCCAUUUCCGACACCUUCAUUGGCGUGGUCGAAAAGACGUCGCAGGCCUCAGAGGUACCGGAGGGGUUCUACUGGAAGGCGGCCUGCGCCGACGUGAUUGACGGUCGAAUCGGCCGCUACACAGCUGCAGUUCGCCGCCUCCCCGUGUGUCGAAACGGUGAUCGUAUUCGUUUCUUGUACGAUGGCGUGCAAGGCACCCUGCGAAUCGUCGUGAACGACAGUGACGAUCGCGGCGUCGUGGUGUCCGACCUGCACCCCCGCAUCGCUGCUUGCUUUAUCUUUUACCCCGGCGAGUCUCUCACCAUCCUCUUCUAG
Leishmania mexicana MHOM/GT/2001/U1103 is the source of this 1638-nucleotide messenger RNA. RefSeq names its product conserved zinc-finger protein. The transcript has a single exon. The record is from RefSeq and is a predicted model, not a curated record. The coding region runs from base 1 to 1638 and encodes 545 amino acids. NCBI's taxonomy places the organism in Eukaryota, Euglenozoa, Kinetoplastea, Trypanosomatida, Trypanosomatidae. Gene Ontology annotation, molecular function: zinc ion binding.